Molecule: messenger RNA, 885 nt
Organism: Cucurbita maxima (winter squash)
Lineage: Eukaryota; Viridiplantae; Streptophyta; Magnoliopsida; Cucurbitales; Cucurbitaceae
Product: 60S ribosomal protein L19-1-like
Exons: 5
Coding region: 88-717 (209 amino acids)
Biological process (GO): translation
Cellular component (GO): ribosome; cytosolic large ribosomal subunit
Molecular function (GO): structural constituent of ribosome; RNA binding
Source: RefSeq, a predicted model, not a curated record
AGCCGCACUAGUGUUCGUAUAUAAAUAUCGCAAGAAUUAAUCGCGCGAUUCUCUGGAAUUUCAGCAGCGCAAAGGAGGUUUAGAGAAAUGGUUUCGCUCAAGCUUCAGAAGCGGCUUGCCGCUAGUGUUCUCAAGUGCGGCAGAGUGAAGGUCUGGCUGGAUCCUAAUGAAGUCAAUGAAAUCUCUAUGGCGAAUUCUCGUCAAAACGUUAGGAAGUUGGUGAAAGAUGGGUUCAUUAUCAGGAAACCAACAAAGAUUCACUCUCGUUCCCGUGCUCGCCGAAUGAAGGAGGCUAAGAGGAAGGGACGUCACUCAGGAUACGGUAAGCGUAAGGGUACCAGGGAGGCUAGAUUACCCACCAAGAUUCUCUGGAUGAGGAGGAUGCGUGUCCUGAGGAGAUUACUCCGCAAGUACAGGGAAUCCAAAAAGAUCGACAAACACAUGUACCAUGACAUGUACAUGAAGGUGAAGGGUAAUGUUUUCAAGAACAAACGUGUGUUGAUGGAGAGCAUCCACAAAUCAAAGGCUGAGAAGGCAAGAGAGAAGACAUUAUCCGAUCAAUUUGAGGCAAAGAGAGCAAAGAACAAGGCUAGUAGGGAAAGAAAGUUUGCCAGAAGAGAGGAACGGUUAGCCCAGGGUCCUGGAGAAAAACCAGCCGCCGCUGCCCCAGUUGCUGCGUCUCAACCCACUCAGGUAUCAAAAAAAGCAAAGAAGUGAACUUUUGAUUGUUCGUAGAUCCUCGACUACUGUACUGGUUUUGACCACUUUUGUUGUUUUUCUUGUCUUGGACAAAUUUCCUUGUUAUCAAAAUCCCAGACGAAUAGAGAUUUACAUCUAUAAUUUUUCUAAUUUAUCAAUCGUUCCAUCUUUGGGUUCUUUUUAUUC